Siniperca chuatsi (mandarin fish) is the source of this 4254-nucleotide messenger RNA. It is a transcript of the gene ipo9, whose product is annotated as importin 9. The transcript is spliced from 24 exons. The record is from RefSeq and is a predicted model, not a curated record. Gene Ontology annotation, cellular component: cytosol; nuclear envelope. Lineage: Eukaryota; Metazoa; Chordata; Actinopteri; Centrarchiformes; Sinipercidae. Gene Ontology annotation, molecular function: small GTPase binding. Bases 362 to 3493 code for a protein of 1043 amino acids. Gene Ontology annotation, biological process: protein import into nucleus.
CUUAGUUGUGCAAUUUCAAGAACUUUAUUAAACUCAAUAAUUUGCUUCCAUAGUAACCCGGUAAUAGUUCACUUCAGACAGCAGUUGUGAAGGCAUCAUUUUCCCCCGCUCCACAAGAGGGAGCCAGAGUUUUGAUAAACAAAAAUAGACACACACACACACGAGCACACACCAAAAAAAAAAAAAAAAACACCCACGUGGGCCGAACCGGACGACAAAAUGUGCUUCCUUCCGUAAAACCACGCCUCCACGUUUCCAUGCAUUGGCGCGCUUCCCCUCUGUGGCCGUGGCUCUCUGCUCCUCCCCGGGUGCUGGUGGUGGACUGACUCUGUAGCGGGCUGCGGGUGAAAACACAGCAGGCAUGAGUGCGCCGGGUAGUGCUCGGUCCGGUUCAGCCGCCGGCCAGGUCCAGCAGGGACUUAAAGAGGCUCUGAUCGAGACGUUGACGGCCAUCCUGUCGCCGGUGCAAGAAGUGCGCGCCGCCGCGGAGGAGCAGAUCAAAGUGUUGGAAGUGACAGAGGAGUUUGGCGUCCACCUGGCCGAACUCACAGUUGAUCCGCAGGGAGCGCUCGCAAUCCGUCAGUUAGCAUCAGUCAUCCUGAAGCAGUAUGUGGAGACUCACUGGUGUUCCCAGUCAGAGAAAUUCAGGCCUCCUGAAACUACGGAUCAGGCUAAAGCCGCCAUUAGGGAGCUGCUGCCAAGCGGUCUGCGGGAGGCCAUCAGCAAAGUCCGCUCCAGUGUUGCGUACGCCGUGUCAGCCAUCGCCCACUGGGACUGGCCUGAGGCCUGGCCGCAGCUCUUCACCCUGCUGAUGGAGAUGCUGGUCAGCGGAGAUGUCAAUGCUGUGCACGGGGCCAUGAGGGUCCUCACAGAGUUUACUCGGGAGGUGACAGAUACACAGAUGCCGCUGGUGGCUCCGGUCAUCUUACCUGAAAUGUACAAGAUCUUCACCAUGGCCGAGGUGUACAGUAUUCGUACUCGAUCCAGAGCAGUGGAGAUAUUCACCACCUGUGCCAACCUUAUCUGUGCUAUUGAAGAGCUUGAGAAGGGUGCAGCCAAAGCAUUGAUCUUCCCUGUGGUGCAGCAGUUCACAGAAGCGUUUGUGCAGGCUCUGCAGAUGCCUGAUGGACCCUCGUCUGACAGCGGUCUCAAGAUGGAAGUCCUCAAGGGAGUAACAGCAUUGGUGAAGAACUUCCCUAAACCCAUGGUCUCCUCCAUGCAGCAGAUAUUACCCAUUGUAUGGAAUACACUGACUGAAAGUGCAGCUUUUUAUGUGCGAACAGAAGUCAACUACACGGAGGAAGUGGAUGACCCUGUAGACUCAGAUGGUGAGGUUUUGGGUUUUGAGAAUCUGGUGUUCAGCAUCUUUGAGUUUGUCCACACGCUGCUGGAGAACAACAAGUUCAAGAGCACAGUGAAGAAAGCCCUGCCUGAACUCAUCUACUACAUCAUCCUGUACAUGCAGAUCACAGAGGACCAGAUCAAAGUGUGGACAGCUAACCCCCAGCAGUUUGUAGAGGAUGAGGAUGAUGACACCUUCUCCUACUCUGUCAGGAUCUCUGCUCAGGACCUGCUGCUGGCUGUUGCUGCAGAGUUUCAGAAUGAGAGUGCAGCAGCACUGGCAGCAGCAGCGACCAGACACCUCCAGGAGGCAGAGCAGGCCAAAAACAGUGGCAAUGAGCACUGGUGGAAGAUCCAUGAGGCCUGCAUGUUGGCCCUCGGCUCUGUCAAAACCAUUAUCACGGAGAACGUGAAGAACGGUCGUAUCCAGUUUGACAUGCAUGGUUUCCUGGCCAGUGUCAUCCUCGCUGAUCUCAACUUGCCAGCGGUGUCUCCGUUCCUCCUCGGCCGAGCUCUGUGGGCGGCCAGUCGCUUCACAGCAGCCAUGUCUCCCGAGCUCAUCCAGCAGUUCCUCCAGGCCACCGUCAGCGGCCUCCACGACAGCCAGCCGCCCUCCGUCCGCAUCUCCGCGGUCAGGGCCAUCUGGGGGUACUGUGAUCAGCUGAAGCUGUCAGAAAGCACCCACGUCCUUCAGCCUUUCCUCCCCAGCAUCCUCGAGGGACUCGUCCAACUGGCUGCCCAGUUUAGCUCAGAGGUGCUCACCCUCGUCAUGGAGACUCUGUGCAUCGUCUGCACGGUCGAUCCGGCCUUCACCACCAGUGCCGAGAACAAGAUCUGCCCCCUCACCAUUGCUAUUUUCCUUAAAUAUAACAAUGACCCUGUGGUGGCGUCCCUGGCUCAGGACAUCUUUAAGGAACUGGCACAGAUUGAAGGCUGCCAGGGCCCCAUGCAAAUGCGUCUCAUCCCCACGCUGGUCAGCAUCAUGCAGGCUCCCCACGACAAGAUUCCCUCUGGACUCUGUGCUACGUCUAUAGACAUCCUGACCACAGUUGUCCGAAACACCAAACCCCCUCUCUCAGAGAUGCUGGUGUGCCAGGCUUUCCCUGUGGUGGCACAGUGCACCUUACGCACUGAUGACAACACGAUAAUGCAGAACGGUGGCGAGUGUCUGCGGGCAUACGUCUCUGUUGCCCUUGAGCAGAUCGCUCAGUGGAGGGACGAGCAAGGGAACAGCGGCCUCUGGUACGUCAUGCAGGUGGUCAACCAGCUGCUGGACCCCCGGACCUCAGAGUUCACGGCUGCCUUCGUGGGCAGGUUGGUGUCUACUCUGAUCUCUCGGGCAGGAACCGAACUAGGGGAACAACUGGACCAGAUCCUCCGAGCGAUUCUGAGCAAGAUGCAGCAAGCUGAGACUCUGAGUGUCAUGCAGUCUCUGAUCAUGGUGUUUGCCCACCUGGUUCACUCCCAGCUGGAGCCUCUGUUGGAGUUCUUGUGCAGUCUGCCCGGCCCAACGGGGAAACCUGCCCUGGAGUUCGUCAUGACAGAGUGGAUGAGCAGGCAGCACCUCUUCUAUGGACAGUACGAGGGUAAAGUCAGCACGGUGGCUCUCUGUAAGCUGCUGCAGCACGGUCUCAACACUGAUGACAAACGUCUCCAGGACAUUGUGGUGAAGGGAGAAGAGAUCUACAGCCCUGAAGACGGCAUCCGCACACGCUCCAAAUCUGCCAAGAAUCCAGAGCGGUGGACCAACAUUCCUUUGCUAGUGAAGAUCUUUAAAUUGAUCAUCAAUGAGCUGUCGACAGUAGUGGAGGCAAACACCAGCAGGGCAAGCGCAGCAGACUGGAGCCAAGAUUCCACCGGUAUGUGGGAGGACCAUGAGGAGGAAGAGAGGGAGGAUGAUGAGGAGGAGGAUGAAGGGCUUGCAGGGCAGCUGCUUUCUGACCUCAUCGCUUCCAACAAAUACGAUGACGAUUAUUACGAGGAUGAUGAGGAGGAUGAUCCAGAUGCCUUGAAAGACCCCAUAUAUCAGAUCGAUCUGCAGGCUUAUCUGACAGACUUCCUGACACAGUUCGCCCAGCAGCCAUGUUACAGCAUGUUCUCAGGCCACCUCAACACCGCCGAGAGACAAACCCUGCAGUCUAUAGGCCUCUAGCCCCGCCAUCUGCUGCUCCAACACUUCUUCUUCCAUCGACAACGCCCUAAAACUCUCCUAUUGCCCCGUCACUUAUGCUCUCGUGAAGAAUAUUUACAACAUAGCAAAGAAAAAGGAGAGAAAAACUUGGGAUGGUGGGCCUGGCAGUGGAAGGGCACGGGGUUAAAAGAGAUGGAUGUGCACUUACCCAUAAGUCCCCUGUUUCUGCAUACUUGUGAUGAGAUGAAGGACUUUGCAGAUGUUAAACUGAGGAAGAUGAAGAGGUGAGAGACUGCCCAGGUCUGUUCCUGAAGGUCAGAGGACUUACCAUUUUAGAGUAAUGUCAGACUGAACAAGAGGAUUGAAUAAAAAGGUCGAGGCUUCACUGUGGGACAGGUGAACCAUGAAAUAUGAACGGACUAUUUUGCCAUGUCCUUUUUGUAACUUAGCCCGUUAUUUUUGUGUUUCUGUAUAAACAGAGUAAAAUACAUUUCCAAAAGACUUUACAUUGAUUGAAGGAAAGUCCAAAAAACAAACUUCCUGAUCUUUUGGAGAAUGAGAGAAACAUUUGGCUGCCUUAUAUUCUAGAAAACGUCGACUGUUUCUGACAGGAAAUGAAAAGCUCUUUGGCCGGCUGUCAUGUCUCUGGGUACGGUGGGUAUUUUGGAAGUCACACUGUUGCCAUGGUGAUUCACAGCCUUGUCAUUUCCUUGUACCCACUGAAAUUUGGGAUGGAAAAAUUUCUAAAUAAAAGUCCCGAAAGGACAAUGUUUCCAGAUUGA